AUGGUCGUAGGUGGUCCGUCGCAUGGCGUGGGUAUCGCUGGAGAAUAUAUUCAAGGAGGAGGACACUCUUUACUUUCUGCUAUCGCAGGCAUGGCCUUUGACAACGAGCUGAAGUUUACUGUGGGUACCGCCGAUUUAUUACAGGUUACAGUACAAGCCUUUGAUGAAUUGCCCUUUAUUAGUUUUUCUCUGGCUGGCUUCGCAUCUUUCGGUGCAGAGGGCUACUGGAAGGCAGUGGAGCGUUUCCACGUAUUUCUCCCCAAAUUUAGCCUGGCUGAUGGCAGUAUGUAUUACUGGUUGAUGCCCGAUCUUGAAGAUAGUAGCUUCGGCCAUGUGUCUGAAAUGACUGCUUCUGGUGGCUUUGUGACAGUCGCUCUGCGCAGCUUGCGCAUAUAUUCCGGCAAUACAGUUCAAGGCCAAAAUGUUGUCCAGGGUCUUGUCGUAGCAGGCCCGGCCGUGUGGGCAAAUGCGGACAAGAUUGACAGUGCGCUGCACCCUAUCUGGCGGAAGGCGCUGCUGCAAAUCGUCCUAGCACUUGAAUGGAACGAUGGCACAUCAAUCGCGGAUCAGCGAGAAAUACAGAAGAACUUGAUAGAGGUGGAAAUUCCAAUUUUGAAGAAGCCAGUCCGGACGGCGGCACGUACCUAA
Molecule: messenger RNA, 648 nt
Organism: Talaromyces rugulosus
Lineage: Eukaryota; Fungi; Ascomycota; Eurotiomycetes; Eurotiales; Trichocomaceae
Exons: 4
Coding region: 1-648 (215 amino acids)
Source: RefSeq, a predicted model, not a curated record